This is a messenger RNA of Durusdinium trenchii, 1662 nucleotides long. The record is from the annotation of a GenBank genome assembly. Lineage: Eukaryota; Dinophyceae; Suessiales; Symbiodiniaceae.
GGGGUGUGUUCUUUUAAUUAUGUGGUUUGGGCAGCUCUGAACUUGGCAUUCUUCCACUACACCGCUGAUUGGCUCACCUAGCAUUGAGCCUCCCAUUUCGCCACGUCCAGCAGAGCUGGAGCUGCAUGUGGAGAGUGGGGGAAGAUUAUGAACCCAAGUUCGGAAAAAUUCUAGAGUGGGUGAAACUCCACCGGGAUGAAGGAAGGAGAUGUGGAUGUGUGAGAUUUGCGGGAGGGCAGUUAAACUCUCUCCUACUUGGAGCCUACACAGGUCCCACACUACUCGCAGAAUCCUGUGUUGAGUCAGAACUGGUAAGGCUCCAGGUAAAUCCCUAGCAGAAGAGUGAAAACAGGCCGUGCAAAUCCAGUGGCUCACCCAGCAUGGAGCAUUUCUUCAGCGAGAGGAGCAUGGAUGUUACACAAAGUUAUGUUCUAAGGGGUGCAAGCCAAAUUUCAGAGAGGUUUAGCGACCACGUUUCGGACAGCCACUGUCCUGUUUUUCUAUCGGCUGCUUCUUGACGGGAAUUGGGGUAGUUUUCAACUAGCAAACGGCGCACCUCCGCUAAGCGUCACUGAUAGCGCUAUUGCCCCUUUGGCACUUGGACCAAAGGAUGGAGACUUCGAUUCCUUGCCUGUUGACUGAAUCCAGCAAGCAUGUAUCACUUUUGCACCCUUUUCAGGCAGGCCCACCUGAAACAGCAGGAACUCAUGCUUCAUCAUGCCCUUCUGAUUUUAGUAGAGGACUCUGACUUUGGAGACUGGCCCUUGUGGCGGGGUGAAAGAACACAAAGUUGUCAACACCCGUUGUCCGGCCCAGAAGACAUAAAGCCACCCCGGUUCGCGCUGAGCGCUCAGCUCCAGGACAGUCGCAGCCGCACCACCGCCCGAUGAGGGCGGGAAACACUGCCAGCGGAUGAGCUCGCACCUGAAAACGCCAAAGGCGAACCAAAAAGGGCGGACUGCACCGCUCCGGGUGAGAACAACACUGGGGCCAAGUUGGAACACGUACUUUUCCAAUCCCCAAAUAUGGUCUUGGAAUUGUGUUUUUUGGCAGCUAUGUAUAAACUGACUGGCCCCGCCACAUACAUGAACACAUGUGCUGUUCAACUCUUGAUUCCCCACUUGGUUUCGCAGUGUUCUGCAACACAUGUCAAGUGCAGUGAACAGCUUGGCUCAAAAGUAUCUCGCGCUGCAACAGCUUUAAAGGUUCACCGCAAGAGAUGGCUCGUCCGACUUUGUUGCCUUUGGCCCUGUGCAUGGCUGCUGUGCUCCUCUUGAAGUCGACCACCUUCGUUCAGGCUCCAGCCCGAACAGUGGAGGGCCCUCAGCAUCAGCUGCGAGUCUUGGAGACAGCUUCCAUGUCAACGGGCCUCGCUAUGGCUGGCUCUUUGCCAGCCUUUGCCACAUGGGGUGAGGGCUCUGAGUCUGGUCAAAACAUCGACCCCGACUCCACCGAGUACUACAACCGAAAGGUCCUGAACGCCACGGCCAUUUGUUUGACUUUUGCUGUCUUCCUGUUCGGCCUUGUCGUGUCGCAGGCCCGAAAGCUUGUGGAGAACAAGUGGCUGAACUGAGCCGCUGCAAAGGUUUUUUGCACAAUCAGCACAAUUCUUGCAAGAGGCUUGCUUGGCCCAACUUGAAUGGCAGAAACAAAGUGAUUGUG